UCAACAUGGUAUUUAAGUUCGUAGCUUUCGCUGUUCUCGUGGCUGCUGCCAACGCCGGCCUUCUAAGCACCCCUUACCAAGCUGCUCCAGUAGCUUCUUUGGCCUAUGCCGCUCCAGUAGCUAAAUACGCCGCCCCUCUUGCCGUAGCCAAGACCGUGGUUCAAGAAGAAUACGACCCUCACCCACAAUACAACUACGGCUACGAGGUACAAGACGGUUUGACCGGAGACAGCAAGUCCCAACACGAAUCUCGUGACGGAGACGUAGUACAAGGAAGCUACUCCCUCAUCGACGCCGAUGGCCACAAACGUACCGUCCAAUACACCGCUGACCCAAUCCACGGAUUCAACGCCGAAGUCAUCAGAGAACCACUUGCUGUCAAAGCUGUAGCUCCAGUCGUUGCUAAAGUUGCUGCUCCAUUGACCUAUGCCGCCCCAAUUGCCAAAAUCGCUUCUCCAUACGGCUACUCUACUCCAGCAGCUAAAUUAGUUUCUUCUUACUACCACUAAAUUAAAUUAUUUAUGAUAUUUAUUUAUUUAUUACUAUAAUAAAAUAUGUGAAAAACUUA
Messenger RNA from Aethina tumida (small hive beetle), 568 nucleotides. RefSeq names its product larval cuticle protein A2B-like. The record is from RefSeq and is a predicted model, not a curated record. Bases 6 to 509 code for a protein of 167 amino acids. Lineage: Eukaryota; Metazoa; Arthropoda; Insecta; Coleoptera; Nitidulidae. The transcript is spliced from 2 exons. Gene Ontology annotation, cellular component: extracellular matrix.